AUGGCCGUUCCGCAGCGUACGCUGACAUGGCUGUAUUCGGUCCUCAGUAAAGACCACUACGAUCCCAAGCAGACCUACCAUGAUCCCAAUCGGACGUACCAAGAUGUCGCCAAUGCUCUGGCCCAGUAUCCUUCGCUUUCGCCCCGAACGGACGUUUACAGUAAGUACAAUACUUUGGCAUCGCUGGCUGCUGUCGUGCUGACUCCGAUUGAUCUCCCAGCUUAUGAGAAUGGCUUCUCCGCGCUCCUUCUUCAUGUGGUCGGCACAGUCCCCGUCUCCUUUCGUGGUACCAUCUACCGAUUUCCUGUCGCACUGUGGAUUCCGAAUACAUAUCCUCGAGAUCCCCCGAUGGUGUACGUGACGCCGACUCAGGACAUGGCAAUUCGCGUGGGACAACAUGUGACUCUGGAGGGACGGGUCUACCAUCACUAUCUGGCUCACUGGUCGGAAUCCUGGGACAGAUCGAAUAUUUGCGACCUACUUUCCGUCCUCAAAGAGGUGUUUGCUAAGGAGCCCCCGGUUCGAUAUAAGCAGCCUGCGCCUCCUUCGGGGCAGUCGCCACACACGUCGCAUCCAACACCACCUCCAGUGCCGCCGAUGCCAAUGAGUCCAGGGUAUUCCACUGGUCAACCUCAGAGUCCGGCGUAUGCUCAAAGCCCGAGUCGAGCGUCCGAUCGGCCCCCACAGUUACCUCCAAAACCUGGUGCUAGCCCGCCAGGAGUUCAGUCGGCGCCGACGCCAGCGCCGAGAGCAGAUCGAUAUCAAUCUCCGCCUCCAUUGCCUCCUUUGCCCCCCAAGGGAGACGAAGCUUCGUGGACUUCACCAGUCGGUCAGGUGGGCGCAUCGCACUUUGGGAAUCGCUUGCCGCAGCAAUACGGCCAAGGACAACACCCCGUGCAGCCCAUUCCUGCACCCUAUCCUGGAGGUGCCGGGGUCAACAUGUCCCCAGGCAUCCCAUAUUCACCUCGUCCGCCAGUCUCGAACCAAUUUCCUCAGCAUCCACCGCAGACUCAAGCUCCACCUUCCGCGGCAUAUUCAAGGCAGGUCCCUGGUUACCAGCCAGCGACUAGUCAGCAGCCGACACCUCAAGUCCACCCUCAAGCACAACAGCAAGGACUCCCGGCUCCAGUGUCUCGGGCUCCCACUCAUCCGCCCGCCGCAUAUCAAAAUUCACUCGCAGUUGACCCAGCCGCAAGCAAAGAGACUCCAGAUCUCCUCACCUCUCCAUUCGAGGUCGAACUACCAUCGAUCGCUCCCACGGGCCCCGCUCCCCCUAUUCCGCCUAAUCCAGAGAAAGACGCUCUGCUCCAUGCGGUCUCUCAAACCCUCACCGACACACUGAACAGGCAUGCGACACAGUCGGAUUCUGCUGCACAAUCACUCGUUGCGCAAUCGCGCUCCCUGCAAGCUGCCAUGGCCACUCUUCAGGGCGAAGUUGCCGCACUCAACUCGUUACACGCAGCCUUGCAGUCCAACACCUCGAUUCUCCAGCAGACUUUGCACCGCGCGGAUGCGACGAUCGCUGAUGCUCAGGCUCGUUCGGCCGCUGGCCAAUCUUCCAGCGUCGCGUCAUCGUCAGCGACUGUGGGCCAAUCAGACUCGCAGUCUGGUCUGCCCGCGAUCGACGAGGUCCUCGUUGCGCCCACGGUGGUGGGGAAGCAACUCUACGAUCUUGUUGCGGAUGAAGAAGGGCUCCAGCACGCGCUGUAUGCCCUCCAAUCAGCCCUCGUCCGGGGCGUGAUUGGCGUUGACUCAUGGUCGCGGCAUACGCGGGGUCUAGCGCGAGAGGCAUUUUUGAAACGUGCUCUGAUCCGCAAAAUUGGCCGUGGCAUGGGAUUGGAAGAAAGUGUGGCUGGAGUAUGA
This is a messenger RNA of Penicillium oxalicum, 1863 nucleotides long. RefSeq lists its product as uncharacterized. Bases 1 to 1863 code for a protein of 620 amino acids. The record is from RefSeq and is a predicted model, not a curated record. NCBI's taxonomy places the organism in Eukaryota, Fungi, Ascomycota, Eurotiomycetes, Eurotiales, Aspergillaceae. Gene Ontology annotation, cellular component: ESCRT I complex. The transcript has 3 exons. Gene Ontology annotation, biological process: protein modification process; endosome to lysosome transport; protein transport. Gene Ontology annotation, molecular function: ubiquitin binding.